CUGGCAGAAUGCAAAGCGUCUGUCGGAAGUCUCUUCAGGGGCUCGAUUAUUUCGUGGCAGAUGGUGUGCGUGCAUUUGAAGAUCUUGACAAUUUAGUUUGCCAACUAGGUGAUCUUGGUCUGGGGAAUGAGUGGCAAGUGCAGCAAGUCGAGCUGCUAAAAGCAGCCAAAUCAUACAUUAAAGGAGACUUCAAGGUUCAUGUGAGCAACUCAUCUCUGGUAGCAAGUCACUGCAGUGUUUUUGCCCUCAGCGACACUACCAAUCCUGACCUACAACAGCAGUGCGACCACAGCCAUGACCAGAUGCGUGAACAGAGCGAAAGUCUACACUCGACUCUGCACAGCAUCACAGAGGCAGUUAAAGAGGCAUCUUUUGUAACAGAGGAUGACAGAAAUGAAGCUGGGUACCUUGCAAACUCCGCCACCCUUUCUAUCAAGUCAUGGAUAUGUCACUUGCUGAGAUCAGUCCACCAAGAUCAGGCUCGCUUGGAUAUCAUUGACACUCUCGAUCCUGAGGCAGUUUUAAUCGUGAAUGACUGGGUGAUGAAAUUUUUGCCUCAAAGAUACAGAGAGUCACAAACGGAAUGGUUUGGUAAGCGUGGCUUAUCAUGGCACAUGUCUGUUGUGUACCGACAGAAAGAGGGAGAACUUCAGUGGCAAGGCUUCAUCCAUAUAAUCCAGUCCUGCAGCCAGGGAAGUUCCGCUGUGGCAGCAAUCAUGCACCAUGUACUUACAACCCUAAAGCGCGAACACCCUGAAGAAAACAAAGCCUACUUCUGUCAUGACAAUGCGGGCUGCUACCACUCCUCUCGCACAUUACUAGCGUGCCGCGAGAUGCCAGCCAGCACUGGAGUACAAGUUGUCCGCAUUGACUUUAGCGAUCCUCAAGGUGGGAAAGGGGCUGUAGAUCAGUUGGCUGCAACCUGUAAAGGACACGUCAGGGCUUUUAUCAAUGAAGGCCACGAUGUUUGUACUGCUACGGACCUGAGGAACGCGUUGCUAUCAUAUGGGGGAUUGGGAGGAGUGCAAGUGGUCUCACUUAACACUAUCAACAAAACACCAGAUGAUUCGCGAAGUAUCUCAGGGAUCACUAAGCUUAAUAAUUUUCAGAGUCAAUUACCUGUUGGCGCGCAUAUUCCAUUGGCCGUGGAAAAACAAUUAAACCGGAAAAGCCAUCAUCUGGUAAGUAUCCACAUUGUAUUUUAGAACUUCCCCAACACAUAGACACAG
Molecule: messenger RNA, 1229 nt
Organism: Orbicella faveolata
Lineage: Eukaryota; Metazoa; Cnidaria; Anthozoa; Scleractinia; Merulinidae
Source: RefSeq, a predicted model, not a curated record